Molecule: messenger RNA, 1645 nt
Organism: Xenia sp. Carnegie-2017
Lineage: Eukaryota; Metazoa; Cnidaria; Anthozoa; Malacalcyonacea; Xeniidae
Exons: 1
Coding region: 55-1626 (523 amino acids)
Source: RefSeq, a predicted model, not a curated record
AGUUCAAUUCAUUGAUUAUAAUUUUUUGUUGCUUCAUCUGGUAAAGAUAGCAAAAUGCUUGAGGAGAUGAUCGGUCUAGCCUUGUCAAUUUGUUCACUUUUUGCUGCAGAUACACCGAGUGUGGGAUCUAACUCGCAAACUUUACUCGAAGACACAAAUUUUGAGAAUGAGAAUGAAGCAGAAAUAUCUUUUAUCAACAAAGAAUACGAUGAUAAUUAUGGUGAAACAGUGCUCGAAAAUUUUCUUCGCAGUGGCUCAAGUCCGCAUUUAACAAAUUUUGAUGGUUGUCGGAACAAUAGUAAAGUUCUGAAGACAUUUUGGAAAUGUUUAAGGACAAACUUAAGCAUCAUUAUCGUCUCCAUCUUUCCUAUUGGAUUCGCAAUAUUGCUUGUCUACGUGUCAAUAAAUACCGUCUACAGCUGUAUGGAGUUGUGGAGACACAACAUGACAGAACCAUUUUUUUUGAAACGCGUAGAGUUGUUUGGUGAUGGCGUGCUCUGGCUAAUUGUAUCUUUAUGGUUUCCAUUAACAAUGAUAAUAUUAUUUGGAUGGAAAGAAUUUAAAGCGAAGUAUUUUUCAACAAUUUUUAUAGCUGUCAUUAUAAGCGAGUUCGUCGUUAUAAUUAAGUUAAUACUAUUUCAGUUCAAUGUUUACAGUUUAUAUGGCUACUACAUGUACAUAUCAUAUUUUAUGUAUUGGACAUCGCUGUUAUCUUCAACAUUUGUUAUCUUAAAAAACAUUAGAGCUGGCAGACCUUCUAUUUCUUGUUCCAACUUUCAUAUCUCAGCUCUUGUUCUUAUACAAUUUAUCUUUUGUAUUUUACUUUCGUAUGUUUACUUGUAUGUUAUUAUCCAUGGGUUUCUUAGCGUUCGUCGAAAUUUAUAUAAAUUUUUAAUUGCUACCUCUUCACCACUGAUGACAUUUAUACCUGCACUGUUGUGUUUCCACAUGGCGUUAAGAAGAAGUUCCGAGGUCAUUCAACCCGGUCGUAGUUUUGUCCUGGUGUAUGUGAUUCGAGGUGGCGUUAUAUUUGUUUACAGAACAAUGCAAACAAACUUUAAAAGCAUUUGGAUUUUCAUUGGUCUUUCAUUGUUUUCAGCUGUUUUGAACUUCUUAAAAAAAGCAACCCAACAAAUUCGCUUCAACAUGUGGAAGCGACUAGUUUCAACUUUAAAAAUGAAUUCACGCUGUUUUCAAAGACUCCAAGUUUUGCCAUGGAACACUGCUCAUGCAAGACGGUUAAAAGCUGACCUAGAAAUUCAAGAUAUACUUUUCGAAUACAAUACCCUUGUUUUAAGCCAAGCCUUUUUUAUUUGUUAUCAGCUUCAGAAUUUUGACAUUGCAACUCUACCAUUGUUGUAUGAGCUCCUAAAAAGAAUUGCAAUUGGUGUUUCAAUUGAUUUCAUCUUUAACUGUUUGUCCAUCUUCAUGCAAAUGUAUUAUUACAACAUUCCCAUUGGCCGCGUGUGGAAUAAAUUUUGGAAACGUCAUUUGUCAGCCAAUAUUAUUGUUGUGGUACUGAUUAUUGCACAUUUGGGGGGACAAUUUGCAGCAGUAUUUCGAUGGAAUUUUCAAGUGUCAGGAGACACUAAAAGUUAUGUUGUUAGGAACUGUUCCUUGUUUUAAUAAAGGUUACACUUCUCUU